Messenger RNA from Labrus bergylta (ballan wrasse), 1146 nucleotides. The record is from RefSeq and is a predicted model, not a curated record. NCBI's taxonomy places the organism in Eukaryota, Metazoa, Chordata, Actinopteri, Labriformes, Labridae.
AGCAUCAUUAAAUGACAUGUGCAGUCAUACUGAAACAUUAACUGCCAAGUAAAAGAAAGGAGGAGGAUUUUUUUUAUCACAACAGGGACUACACUUUUACUUCAUUUUCAACUUCAAACUUCAUUUAAAUUAAUUAUAGUGGCAAAAAAAACGUCCUUAUCUCAUUUUUUUCUAUGCCUGGCAUGUAUAGCUACUCCACCCUGUUGAGAGGUGUGCACCUGAAACAAAUAGUUUCGUUUCUUUAGAAGUGAUCGCCUUUAUAAGGACAGAUGUCAUCCUGUCGUGGCACCAUUGAUUUUUGUUCUCCGAUCUACAAACAACCUAACGUUGCAGUCUGGAAACUUUGAGAGGGCCAUGACGCGCUCUGGGAGGAGCAGGGCAGUGAUGACAUUCAUCCAGAGGGGUAUCCUCAACGGAGACCAGCUGCAGGCGCACCCGGUGCAGGUGUUUAUCGCCAUCAACGAAAAAUGGGCAACGCAGCGUUCAAGGAACCAGAGACGGCAUCGUAAGAACCAAAGUAAACCGGAUGCUCUGCUUCAAGUUCUGUUCAUCCAGAGGGGUAUCCUCAACGGAGACCAGCUGCAGGCGCACCCGGCGCAGGUGUUUAUCGCCAUCAACGAAAAAUGGGCAACGCAGCGUUCAAGGAACCAGAGACGGCAUCGUAAGAACCAAAGUAAACCGGAUGCUCUGCUUCAAGUUCUGGGGGAGGAUCUGCCACCUGACAUCAAGGAUUGGAGUAAACGGCACGUUAGAAGACUGCUUCUCAAGCUGGAUGGUGUGGAUGACAGUGUUGCAGAAAGACUGUUUCAAGAGGACAUUAAUGGUCCAAAAACCGUUAUCAUUCGUGCUAGAGAUGAGGUGGUAAAAUUACAGAAAGAGGGAUCAACAAGUUCUACAAAUUUCCCUGGAGGUCCUUGCAAACCUUACCCAUUUUGCCAUUACGAUCAUGCACAUAGAUACAGGCAGGACAGCAUUCUUGAUGUCACAGAAUCUGGUGUCUUAAACUUCAUUGAACCCUGCCACGAGUUUAAAGGUUUUUACAACACACCAGAUGAAAGUAAAAUGAGCAAGUUCACUUAUGAGGUUCUUUGCUUUGCAUCUGCCUGCAUGAAUAGCCGCACCAAUGGCACCAUCCAUUUUGGAAUA